AUGUCUCUUCAACGACUCUUUAGAUAUCCAUAUUUUAUUUAUAAUGCUCAUAUUCAACUAAAGUACGCAUUUAUCAAUGCAGUAAGGUCAACUUUACCACCAAUGUGUCCCCAAUGUCCUCAUAGGUUUUUUCAUUCCACAAACCAUAAUUCCCUUGGUAUGGACAAUAACAUGAAGAUAGAUCCUGACGACCCUAUUAUAAAAAAGAUUCGUACAGAUCCCAGUAUUUUGAUAUCUAUUACCGAAUUUGCCACACUUUUAAAAAAUAAAGGUGUAGAUUUAAGUAACGGACAAAUGCCUUCAUUUAUGCAAAUGGCCAAGCUUGCAGGGGAUAAAGAAGUAUCAGAAAAAUUAGAUAUUCUUAAUAAACAAUUUCACCAAGCUGGAAUUGCGUUUGAUGCGGAAACAGCACAAAAAUUUAUGUCAAUUCAAAAUAAACAUGGUAUUGAAAAUCAAAAAACAAAUGUUCCAUAUAUUAUAGAUUCAUCAUCAAAAAUGACUUCUGGGGAUAAAUUAAAGAUCAAAGAUGGUGAUAAUUCAGAAUUGAAUUCCUCAGAAAUUACUAACGAGAGACCAACAAUUGGAUUAAUGAAUCAAUUCAAAGCAUGGUUUAGAAGAGGAAAAUAA
Molecule: messenger RNA, 627 nt
Organism: Diversispora eburnea
Lineage: Eukaryota; Fungi; Glomeromycota; Glomeromycetes; Diversisporales; Diversisporaceae
Source: the annotation of a GenBank genome assembly